UAAAGGGUUAUUUUGUUAUUUAUAUAAGUUAAGAGGAUAAAAACAAAACUCUGUUUGUUGUUCACUGACAGUAUAUAACGGCUGAGACUCAUUGGAAGCUUUUAGAAACGGCGACAAUGGCGGCUACGAAAGCUCUGGGAUUUGUUUUGCCGACGGGAUUAUUUAUACAGCCGUCGUUGAACCGUCGCGGAGGAGUUAGGGUCUCCGUCUUCCAGUGUUCCGUUUCUUCACUCACCUCUACAGGACUUCUGGAGAAACCUUGGAGCUCAUACAAUGCUAGGCUUGUGUUAGAAGAUGGCUCUAUGUGGUCGGCUAAGUCUUUUGGUGCUUCUGGAACCCGUGUUGCUGAAUUGGUUUUUAACACCUCUUUGACAGGGUAUCAAGAGAUUCUGACUGAUCCUAGUUAUGCUGGACAAUUUGUGCUAAUGACAAAUCCUCAGAUCGGUAACACCGGUGUCAAUCCCGAUGAUGAAGAAUCAAGGCAAUGUUUUUUGGUGAUAAGAAGUCUUAGCAUCAGUACCUCAAACUGGAGAUGUACGAAAACACUUGGUGACUAUCUAGCAGAGAGGAACAUUAUGGGAAUCUAUGAUCUUGACACACGGGCAAUAACUCGUCGAUUAAGAGAAAGCCAAUGUUUCGUUAAAUCUCCCUACGAAUGGGUUGAAAAAACAAAUCCUGAAUGGGAGUUUAACCCAACCUCCUCACAUCACAAGGAAUCCUACCGAGUUAUUGCAUAUGAUUUCGGGAUCAAGCAAAACAUCCUAAGACGCUUGGCAUCAUACGGCUGUGAAAUCACGGUUGUCCCAUCAACAUGGCCAGCUGCAGAGGCGCUUAAAAUGAAUCCAGACGGAAUUCUAUUCAGCAACGGUCCAGGAGAUCCUUCUGCAGUGCCUUAUGCAGUUGAAACGGUUAAAGAGCUUCUAGGAAAAGUUCCUGUCUAUGGAAUCUGUAUGGGUCAUCAGUUACUUGGACAAGCUCUUGGAGGUAAAACCUAUAAGAUGAAGUUUGGUCAUCAUGGAGGAAACCAUCCAGUUUGUAACAACAGAACGGGCCAUGUCGAGAUCAGUGCUCAGAACCAUAACUAUGCAGUAGACCCAGCUUCUCUCCCCUCCGGUGUCGAAGUGACUCAUGUCAAUCUCAACGAUGGAAGUUGCGCUGGUCUCUCUUUUCCGGCAAUGAAUGUCAUGUCUCUUCAGUAUCACCCUGAGGCUUCUCCUGGACCUCAUGACUCCGAUAACGCAUUUGGAGAGUUUGUGAAGCUCAUGAAAAGAUUUAAACAGAGCACUUGAUCUCGGGUAAAACAGUGAUCAGGGAAGGAGUUUUGUUUAGGUGGAUUGAAGUUGGAGUUGCGAAGUUUUUUUUGUGUCGUGUGAGAAAUAGAAUAUCAUUAUGACUGCCGAAAUAAGACAAUUUAGUUGAGAAACUUAUGCAAGUUUGAUAUUAAUACUAACAUCAAAAGUAGAUUGCUUGCCAUUUGGUUAGGAAUUGGUCUGCGGCAUUUUCCACAAGUGUGGUUUCCCUGGCCAAUCCACUUGUAAUGUGUAUUUUGUAAAUAACGCAAAAUGUGCAUUAGAAGUGGAUUGGUCAAGAGAACCGCACUUGUGCAAAAUACCGCAGUCCAAUUUCUGACAAAAUGACAAGCAAUCCAUUUUUGAUGGCUUGUUUGUAUCGAGCCAUCAUGUAAAAAGAUAGAGACUACGGUUUUGUUUUUUAACCAAAGGCAAAGAGGGAAAGAACCUCUAGUACCUGAUUUCGUAAGCUA
Molecule: messenger RNA, 1762 nt
Organism: Arabidopsis lyrata subsp. lyrata
Lineage: Eukaryota; Viridiplantae; Streptophyta; Magnoliopsida; Brassicales; Brassicaceae
Product: carbamoyl-phosphate synthase small chain, chloroplastic
Exons: 10
Coding region: 117-1289 (390 amino acids)
Biological process (GO): L-glutamine metabolic process; L-arginine biosynthetic process; 'de novo' pyrimidine nucleobase biosynthetic process
Cellular component (GO): carbamoyl-phosphate synthase complex; cytoplasm
Molecular function (GO): carbamoyl-phosphate synthase (glutamine-hydrolyzing) activity
Source: RefSeq, a predicted model, not a curated record